Cryptosporidium ubiquitum is the source of this 4941-nucleotide messenger RNA. Its product is annotated as ATP-binding cassette protein 2. Gene Ontology annotation, biological process: transmembrane transport. Gene Ontology annotation, molecular function: ATP hydrolysis activity; ABC-type transporter activity; ATP binding. Gene Ontology annotation, cellular component: membrane. Bases 1 to 4941 code for a protein of 1646 amino acids. The transcript has a single exon. NCBI's taxonomy places the organism in Eukaryota, Apicomplexa, Conoidasida, Eucoccidiorida, Cryptosporidiidae. The record is from RefSeq and is a predicted model, not a curated record.
AUGUUUGAAAAAAGUCAAAGUGAUUCAUAUUUUCACAAAAAAAUAAGUUUUCAGAGGGGGGAAAGUAUAGAAUCUUCAUAUUCAAAAGAAAAUCCUAUACAUAAGAAAAAUAAUCAGUCAUUUUUAAGUUUUGCAUAUUCUUAUCUUCAGUUUACAUGGGCCACAAAAUGGAUAUAUUUGGGAUCCAGAAAGCCUCUUCCAGCUAAAAUCCUACCAAACUUACCAGAGUCUGACAGUACUAACUACUGGUCAAAUUUGUUUGAGAGCUCCGUUGAGCAAGAAAGACUAAAAAGUUUAUCUUCUUUUGACCGUAAGAUAUUGGUUAUUAGGGCCCUUUGGAAAUGUUUGUAUGGUCAGUUUAUUAUGAUAAUCGUCCUUAAGGUGCUUUGGGAGGUUUGUUUAUAUUUGAAUAAUUCGAUUAUUCGUGGAUUUAUUCAGUAUAAGGAGAUGGAGAAUUCUGCUGAAAUUAGUGGAAUUAAAAAUGAAAAAGUUCAAGCUUUAGGCGUUGGAUUUAGGCAUGCCUUAUUACUGGUAUUCUUUCAUGCUGCCCACGUAUAUAUUUCAACUCAAUUCAAUUUUUGGGAAUCCAGAGUGGUUUUGAAAAUACAGACAUGUUUAAAAACUUCUAUUUUCAAAAGACUUAUAGAAAGUAAUUCUUGUGCAAAGAAUUUACUACAAAAUGGUAAGGAAAUUGUAAAAUCAAAGAUUCAGGAAGAUGAUCUUGAAAUUCCAGAUGAUGUCUGCUUGGAUAUAGACUAUGACUUUUCCAACCAAAAUCCUAAAUGCCAGAAUGACAAAAUUCAUGAAAAUGAGGAAAUUAUUGACAUAAAUCAUACUGGCAAGAAAAAAGGAUCUGAAGAUAGGCAUAAUAUUUCAACCAAUGUAUUCAACUUGUUAAUGGUAGAUGUUGAAGAUAUUGAGGAGUUUAUUAUGGCUUUGAUUCACUUUAUACUACUUCCAUUCAGGAUUUUUGUUGCAUCCUUACUUAUGUACAGAAAUAUCGGUGAGUCUGCGAUUCCUGGAGUUGUUGUAAUGAUCUCAAUGAUCAUUUUUAUGAUUGUAUUGGAUGUUAUCUCAGCUUUGCUCAAAGAUCCAUUAUUGUAUUGGCGUGACAGACGUCUUGCAAAACUUCAUGAGGUUUUAAGUAAAGUAAGAGCAAUUAAGAUACUUGGAUGGGCUCCAUUUGCUGAAGAAAUCGUUCUCCGAGAUAGAAAAAGUGAAAUUAGCUAUUUAUAUAGAAUAAUUUCAUUAUCAUCUUUGUCAUAUUUGUUCUUCAAAUUGGCAAUUUCUGGCUCUGUUGUUGCUAUAAUGGUUUACUAUACUAAAGGAAUGCUAAACAAAGCUGGCAAUUUAUCUUCAGCCUCCCUUCAUCAAGAAGGUUUUGACUUAAAAGCUUCUAACAUUAUCCCUCUGAUUCAUGUAAUUAACUAUGUGGCAGGAAUUCUUAGAACAGUUCCAAGUUCUUUGAACAUGUUAAUUGAAGGUUGGAUAUCACUGAAAAGGUUCAGUAAUCACUUGGGUUACUCUCACAUUCCUUCUAAUACAGAUAACAAAAAGCUUGCAGAAGAUUACCUUUCCCAAAGCAACACUAAUAUCUGUAAAUCGGAUAUAUCCAAUGAAAGUGAAGUAGAGAGACGACAAAAACAUGAAGAAACGCCUUUAAUCUCAAAGAUCCUUACCUUUGAUGGCAAAAAUAUGCUCGAGGUAAAUGAUAUAACUAGUGAAAAAAAUGAGGUUGAUUUGGAUAUACAAGUAUACAAACCAAAUGAAGAUCAAGAAACUGCAGAUUUUGUAUUAGACAAAUCUAUUUUAGUUUAUCUUCAAGAUCUAAAGUACGUUUCAGAGUCAGAGAAUGAGAGGUCUAGAACAAUGAAGAGUGACUUUAAAUUAAUGAUUCCAAAAAUGGUAAUUAAAAAAAAUUCCUGUCAUUUAAUAAUUGGAAACUCAGGAUCUGGAAAAAGCACUUUACUAUAUGGAAUACUUGGAGAGGUUAACUUUAAACAAGGCCUGAGAUUUAUUAGAUCUCAAAAUAACACAAUAGGAUUUUGCAGCGAAGAUCCAUGGAUUCCAAUUGGUACUGUUAGAUCAGUAAUAUUGUUUGAAAGACCAUGGAAUGAGAAGAGAUAUAACCGGGUAGUUGAAGCUUGUUUACUAAUUGAGGAUUUCAUGCAGUGGCAAGAAGGAGAUUUAAGAGUCUUAGAUGAUGGCGGUCACAUAUUGUCUGGAGGUCAAAGAUCCAGACUAACCUUGGCUAGAGCUUUGUAUGGUUUUUUUUCUGAUUUUGAUGAGUACAAUCGUUUGGAUGAAGCUGAUCUUGUAAGAAACAGUCACUAUGGUGUUUACUGCAGCCAUGACAGGAGUUUGAGUAGGUUUGAUACUCAAUUAUUUUUGUUUGAUGAUAUCUUCGUAUCUCUAGACCCUAAUGUUGGAAGGAGGAUCUUCUACAAUCUUUUUAAUAGAAAUGAUGGUCUAUUAACAGGAGGUAAUUAUUCAACUGUGAUUGUUAUUAAUCCAACAGUACUGCUAUGUUUUUUGGACGGAAAGCUUUCACAGGAAGAAAUUAACGAAAAGUUUGGGGUUGAAAUCAACAUUUGGAACAUAAAAUCAGAAUCGGGUGGUUCAAACCUUAACACACUAGAGCAGUCCAAAUAUGAUGUUUUAAAGAAGAUUGGCAAAGAGAGAGAAAACAGCUUUAGAUACUCUGGGAUGAGCUCCGAACUGUCUGAUUACAAAAAUGUGAUUAGUCAACAAGUAAAUGAUGAAAAACCUAAAAUGAAGAAUAUUAACUUUAUAGAUGAAAGAGGUACCACCAAUUUCAAGAUUGAGAACAGAAAAACAAGUUUGACAAAGAGUAAUAACAAAGCAGCCAGCUACACUUCUUCGGAUUUUUAUAAUGAAGAGAUUGUUUGUGUUCAAUCAGAGUCUGGUCAAAGAUCCAUUAGCUUUAGUUUAUAUGGUUGGUACCUAUCUAAGGUGGGAAUAUUCCUCUUUUUUUUCAUUAUCUGCCCACUAAUUAUGUUAAGUAUCAUCCUUGAUAAUAGCCAGGAUUUUCUAUUGGUUGAGUGGACAGGAUUUACUUCAGAUGGCAAAGAUUUAAAGAGUGAUGUAGAGUUUUAUGGCAGCAAUCCAGGUUCAAAAAACACUUUGGAAUCUCAUAGAAACUAUAUGUAUGGAUUAAUUAUAAUAUUUGUAGUUGGGAUGCUAACACACCUUCUUGUACAGGCAGCUCAGAUCUUAGCAAGUAUGGGAGCUGCAAAGAAGAUCCAUAACGAGAUGUUAAGAGGUUUACUUUCAACUUCUCAAGAAUUUUUUGACAGAAACACCAUUGGACAGAUAAUUAACAGAUUUUGUUUGGAUAUGAUAUCAAUAGACAGAAAGAUAAUGUUCAAAAUAUGUAGCUUUGUUUCAAUAGUACUGGAGAUCAUAAUUAGAGGUGGAUUUAUAGUAUUUGUAUUUCCAUGGCUUUUGUUAAUGAUCCCACCAAUUUGUUUAUUUGCAUGGCUUUGGCUAUUUCAGUAUUAUAGACAUACAGCUAGAGAGCUUUUUAGAUCCAACCUGUCAGCACACACACCAGUAUGCAAUAUAUAUACCCAGGCAUUAAUGGGAGGAUCCAUAAUUCGUGCUUUUAGAUGUGAAGAUGUAUUUCUAUCUAGGAAUAUCAAUUACAUUGAUGAUCUCCAAAAGGUUAAGUUCAUGAAAUCAGGAUCUGAUCAAUGGAUUAGUGUCAGAAUGCAACUUUUAAUGCUACCAUUUACAGCAGGUAUCACAUUGGUACCAAUUGUGCUUAAUUACCUGAAUAUAAGCACAUCAUAUUUCGCAUCAUUCAGUAUAAUUAAGAUAACUGCAGGAUCAUGGGGUCUUGCCCUGGUUUAUGCAAUGUCUUACGCUCCUCUGGUUAAUGAUUCUUUUAAUAUGUUCACUACUGUUGAGAAGUCCAUGUGUGCUGUUGAAAGAAUUUCGGUACUACUUAAGGAUUUAACAGGUUCAAAAGAGAAGGAAUUUAAUGAACAGCUUCAUGAAUCUAAAUACAGGGAUUACAUAAAAUCCAACAAUAUAUCUCCUCAAAAUGCAUUCAAGGGCCUUUAUAUUCACGAGCUAAGAGUUGAGUAUGGAGGCCAGUCUUUAGGAAUCGAACUUAAGAACGAGUAUAUCAAAUAUGGGGAAUGUAUAGGUAUUAUUGGAAGGACAGGGAGUGGGAAAACAACUUUUUUAAAUUCUUUAUUGGGUCUUACUCCAAUAAAUACUAGUCUACUAUUCCUGGAUGGAACUUGGUUAUUCAAUAAAAGAAUGAGGCAAAAUAAAAACGAAUACAUUGGUGUAUUGCCUCAAAAUUCGAUAGGCUUUGAUGGAUGGACAAUCAGGAAGUUUUUAGAUCCUUUUGAGGAGAUUCACAAUGAUCAGCUUAUUUGGGAUGGAAUAAAUGCUUGUGGACUGGAGAAUACACUCCGUUCUCUAAAUAGUUCCAAUCCAUUAGAGACAGUAUUAAGAAAUACUGCAGGAGAUAUCUCAGAAAGACGAGGUUCUAAUUCCAAUAAAGACUGUAAAUUUACCCAAAAACAUUUAAGACAACUUGCUCUUGCUAGACUGAUUAUUCACAGAUUCAAGUACAAGAUUAUUCUGGUAGAUGAGCCUCCAGAAGAACUUUCUGGAAACUUACAAAAUCAGAACAGUAGUAAUAGUUACUUAUCCAUGAAUUCUUCAAACGAAAAAUCAUUGAACAAUACUUCAGAUAGUCAGUACCUUUCCGUAGAAGAAAUCGUAUCCAAGUUUAUGAAACAUUGUAUAGUUUUCAUUGUGGCUCACAACUACAAAUCAUUAAAGUCUUGUGAUCGAAUUUGGGUUUUAUCAGGAGGGAAAAAGGUAAACGAAUGUAAAUUCUCUCAAAUAAACAAUCAACAGAUGCUAGCAGAUUUUCUUUUUUCAAAUGGGAAAAACUUUUGA